Molecule: messenger RNA, 8464 nt
Organism: Dromiciops gliroides (monito del monte)
Lineage: Eukaryota; Metazoa; Chordata; Mammalia; Microbiotheria; Microbiotheriidae
Gene: NAA30
Product: N-alpha-acetyltransferase 30, NatC catalytic subunit
Exons: 5
Coding region: 117-1289 (390 amino acids)
Biological process (GO): N-terminal peptidyl-methionine acetylation
Cellular component (GO): NatC complex
Molecular function (GO): protein-N-terminal amino-acid acetyltransferase activity
Source: RefSeq, a predicted model, not a curated record
GGAGGAGGUGGCGGCAGCAGCGGCGGCGCGGCCGAGGAGGAGGAGGCGGCAGCGGAGGAGGAGAGGGAGGAGGCAGAGGAGGAGGAGGAGGAGCGGCGGCGGGGACUGGUGUGGGGAUGGCGGAGAUACCGCCCGGGCCUAGCAGCCUCCUCCCUCCGCCGCCACCGCCGCCGGCAGCGGCAGAGCCCUGCGGUCCCUUCCCCGCGGGGGCCGCCCCGGUCUGCUGCAGCGAGGACGAAGAGGACGACGAGGAGCACCGAGGAGGAGGAGGAGAAGGAGGAGGCGGCGGCAGGGGUAGGAGCCCGGUCGGCGAGGCGGCUGCCUCCAAGGGGCAUCAGCGUCUCCAUUGCCCGCAGACACCGCCGUCGUCGCUGCCGCCGCCGCCGCCGGCGCAGCAGCAGCAGCAGGAACAGCAGCAGCAGCAGCAGCAACUCAACGGGUUGAUCAGCCCCGAGUUAAGGCACCUUCGGGCAGCCGCCUCCCUAAAGAGCAAGAUCGUGGGCGCCGCCGACACGACCUCGGGCCCUGCAGCCGACGGGAAUCCGAGGGCUACUGCAACCAAAAGAGCUGGGCAGCCCCCCAGUGAGAGACCCCCUCACAGUCUCCCCAAUAAUGCAAGAACUGCGCCCCCAAACCCUGCAGCACCGGCGGCGGCUGUAACAGCAGCAGCAGCAGCAGCAAGCGGCCUGGCGUCGACCCGUAAUGGACUGGCUGGAGGGACUGAGCGAGAGGAGGAGGAAGAUGAAUCGCUGCUGCUGCUCUCCUCGUCCCUAACAGCUGUCUGCAGCUUAACAACCUCCUCUGACAGGGAGGUAGAACCUGAGGAGGAUCGGACGAUACGAUAUGUCCGAUAUGAAUCCGAGCUACAAAUGCCCGAUAUCAUGAGACUGAUCACCAAAGAUCUGUCUGAACCCUACUCCAUUUAUACCUAUAGAUAUUUUAUCCACAACUGGCCACAGCUAUGCUUCUUGGCCGUGGUAGGGGAGGAGUGUGUAGGUGCCAUCGUUUGCAAGUUGGAUAUGCACAAAAAGAUGUUCCGCAGAGGUUAUAUAGCCAUGUUAGCAGUGGAUUCCAAAUACAGGAGAAAUGGCAUUGGUACUAACUUGGUUAAGAAAGCUAUUUAUGCCAUGGUUGAAGGAGACUGUGAUGAGGUUGUCUUGGAAACCGAAAUAACAAAUAAAUCUGCUUUGAAACUUUAUGAAAAUCUUGGUUUUGUGCGAGAUAAAAGGCUGUUCAGAUACUAUUUAAAUGGAGUUGAUGCACUGCGUCUUAAACUAUGGCUGCGUUAAAAGAAACUUAUCACAUGAAGGAACAACUUCCCAACAGCGCACAGUCGGCCUUUGCAUGCAAUGCAAUUUGUACAGAAUUGCUUUGCAGGUGGAUUUCAUAAUUUCCAUGCAGCUCUUACCUGUCAGUGUCUCAUUGAGUGUCGCACAUAUUUGUUGCACUAUGGCAUGGCGCAUUUGUUCUGAAUUAAAAGAUUGUUUCAAACUUCAAGAGUUCUUUUGGUACCAGCAAGAUGUGCCAGUUGCUAGCCAAGAUUUGUUUGUUCAUUUGCAAGUCUACUGACAACGUUAUAUACACAGUGAACAUUUUAUCACAGAACCUGUAUGUGGAACAUAAUUUUUGUUCCUGAAAAAAGCCAAUUUAGAUUGUAAAAUUCUCUAAGUAUACUAACAUUUCAUACAAAAUUUGCCAUAGUUUUCUGGGGGGAGGGAAAGCUUCAAUUUUAGGUUUUAUUUUUCAAUAUUGAAUUUUCCAUUUUUGAAUAUUGGUACCUCAGUGAUUAGUGAAUGAAAAAAGUGUAUUGUAGGGUGGGGUGUGUGUUACAUUGAGUAACAGUAACAAUUAAAUUGCGUCUCCCAGUGCCUGUAUAAAUAAGUAUAUUUGUCUUCAUCUCUCAUUUUUUAGUGCAUGCUUUCUUUUUCCUUUUAAAAUGUCUUUGCAAGAAAACUGCUUUUAUUUAAAUUCUGAAUUUGAUAAUAAAUUAUUUCAGAUUUUAUAAUUUGGAUACUUUUCCCAGGCAAGAGACAGAGCUAUUCUUAUACAACAAAAAAAAUAGAAGCUGUUUGGAAAAUUCUUGACUAGUUGCUAAAAGGGGGUAGGGGUGAAGGGUUUGGGAACUUGAAGGCUCCAGUAAAUUGCUGGGUUUGGAUGCACUUUUUCUUUUUGAUAGGGGUUUUUGGAAAGGAAUAGAAAAUUAAUGUAAAUUGGUAUGAUUUUAUUUAAUCAAAAUUAUUGCUAUGAGCUGUGAAAAACAGCUUUUAUAAAGCAGUUGGAACUUUUUUCACUUGAUUUGGAUUCAGAUUGCUUUGGUGUUCUAAAAUGCUUUGAUUUUUUAGUUCUUGGUCUUGGAAAUAAAUUUCAAGGUGUAUUUUAUCUUAUUUCAGCUGCUUUUUUUCCCCUCUAAACUAUGUGAGCAAGUUCUGGGGGAAGAUCUAUCUUUUUUUUUCUCCCUCCUAAAACAAAAAGGGAGAAGAGUAUACAUCGUUUUUGUUUUUUUUCUGAAUAAGUUACAUGGAUUUUGACAAAAAACAAAACCAUCAAUCAUGGUGAUUGAUCACCAUGUGAUCCACCAAUCAUCAUCAGCUACAUUGUGUCAAUCGGCAUGAUAUAACAACUUAUUAAAAUAAAAUGGCUGUUUUUCAAUUUUAGUAAUAAACCAAUGUUGGUUUAUUCCUAUAACUGGAAAACCCAAGUAUCCAUGGAAAUGGAUGCACUCACUAUGAAGAAUGUUCUAUAGAAAACAUACUUUUUCAGAAUUCACAUUUGUCUUACUAUCCCUAUACUGUUAGGAUUUGGUUUUCAUUUUAUUUUGUUGUUAUUGUUUUUAAUCACUAUAAUUACUGUACAUUAAGAAAAACCUACCUGCAUUAACAUUUGAAAAAGUUCCAUUUUCAGGAAAAAAAAUUUUUUUAAAGGAAAGCUACUCUUUGCUCAGUAGAGUGUAUUUGAAGUGAACAAGCACUUUUCACAUAAAAUUAUCAGUUUAUAUAUGGUGAAAAAAAGUUUUUAAUUCUGCUGGUGGGAUCAUUUGUCUUAGCUUUAAAGAGAUUUUAUUAUUAAAAGUACCAAUCCUAUUAGUCUGGAACCAAUUUUAAAGGCUUCACAGAAGAAAAACUAUAAUAAAAAAAAUAGGAUUGGUGUAGAUGAACCCACAUAGCACUAUGACCAUGACAACCUUUGGAACAGACUUUUUAAAGGAUAAGCAGUCGGUCAGUUUUCAUUUAGGCCCUGGCAUGAUAAGAAUAGUCAUGAUCAAAGUGGUACUUUGUGUGUUUUAACUAUAAAGAAGUUGAACUGAAACAAGUUUGCAUAAAAAAAGUCAUUAAACAUUCUUUAGCUACUUUUUUGAAAUUGAUGGUUCACAGGUGAAUGCUGUGAUAAGCUAAUGAACAUUCAGUGUGAUUAGACCACUCUCAAGCACAGUUGUAAAGAAGAAGGCAAGACUAGCAUUUUAACUUGUCAGAUCAAUGAAAUAAUGGAGAUAGACCCUUUUUUUUUUCCUUUUAGAUUGACCAGUUUCACUGAACUGAUCAAAUCAGUUGGUUGUUUUGGCAUUAUGUAGACAAAGCUUUAAUUACGUGACUGAGUUCAAAAGUCACAUGGUUACAUAAUUAUUCAACAUAUUCCAUGCAUACUUGAGUUAGAUUUUUUUCUACUGCACACAAAUUAUUUUGCCCAUUUGAAACUAUUGACCUGUAACAACCCACUAUCAAAAUUAAAACCCCAUUCAGCUCAUCAUUUUAGCAUUUAAAAUGGAUUUUUAAAAAAUAAAUUAGGGUUUUUCCCCCUGAUUUUACAUUAGGUGUCCAUUAUUUUGAGGUACAGGACUUUUCAUUUUGAAUUUAUAAAUGACAUUGAAAAUCCCAUAGCUAUAGCUGAGCAAAAUGGGUACAACUUUCUUUUUAAAAAUUGCUGCCUAUUAAAGACUGAUCAUUUCCACAACCUAACAGUUUCAUUACAGGCUGUAAAGCAGCAGCUGUACAUGUUAGCACUAAAGAAGCUGAUGGGUCUGUGGUUUAAUUGUGUGUGGUUUAAUUGUAAUUCUCCUUGCAUUAAGAUCAGAAUGCUCAUAAGGCCCCAAUUCAGAAAGCAUUGCAAUAAUUCAGGUUAAAACUAGCAACAACAAAUUAUUAAUUUCCUUUUUUAGGUUUGGUUUGAAGGAUUUCCCUCUCCUUUUUUCUCCCCAACAAUCUCCUAAUUUGCUUGACAGGUCUACACAAAGGAGUUUGUCUUUGUCAUUUAGGUUUUAACUUUACCUCGCACUGUAUGCUCGCAUUGGCUGACUUGUAUAAGUCUGGAUGUGUGUAUUGCAGUGCCCCCAAAUCAUGAAAUUCCUUAUUUUCCAGGAAUGGAGACAUAAUCCAAUUGGCAUAGUGCAUCAAAAUUAUUUUUCAUUGCACCAUGACAUCACUAAAAUUGAGUGCUAUAAUGUUACAGGACUGUCAGGUUUGUAAAAACAUAAACAUAAAUUAUAUUGGAGUUGGAUAUGAGUUGGGUAUCUAUAAAAUAUCACGUGUAUUUCAAAAAAUAUUGAACUGCUGUUUGAUGAUAAUGCUGCAUUAUUUUCUUCUGUUCCUUAUCCUUUGGAGAAAGGUAUUAUAAUGGAGUUUGAAAUGUGCAAGCUGUCUAAACAAGAUGCAGUCAAAUAAAACAUGGUUAAGUUGUGUUUGCAUUUUUCUUUGAAAUGCAGAUGUAUUCUCUUUUUGUGAUCUGGAAGCUUGGCUUUUGCUUGGUAGGAAAGCCCUGAUCCCUCCCCGCUUCUACUCUUUCUUAAAUGAAUCAAAGACUUGCUUUGGAAGACACAAGUAAUCAUUAACUUUCUACUUAGAGUGGUUUUACUUAAGUUGGGUAAUCAUUUUGAAUAUUAAUUAUAUAGGCUUUAUUUUCCAAAAGGAGUACAUGAAAAAUAAGCCAUCUAUGUUGAGUUUUAAUAGGUUGUACAGAGUGUUUUUGCUGUGCAUUUAGCACUCAAUGGUUUCUAUUUUAAAUAAAAUUUUCUGUUUUUUGCUAUAAAAAAAACAACCAGACACUCUGUGCCUCAACAGCACAUUGUAAUUUUUAAGGACUUUAGUAUAUUAGUGUUAAAGUGGUAAUUGUCAGUAUUAAUCACAGGUGGAAGUGUUGGUUGACUCUUCACCUUUAUUUAUGAAAAAUCCACUUGUCAUGUUGUUCCUGUUCAGUAAUCAUAUGAAAGAAUUUUAAUAUGUAAAUCUUAUUUACUCGAGGUUUCAAUGAUACUCUCAAUUUUUCAUACAUCCAAUUAAUGUUUAGCAUCAAAAUAAUUAGAAAAUUGAUGGAAUGUAAUCUUUUGCAGUUAACAGGCAAAAAACAAUGUAAAAUGUUAACCCAAAGAUGUAGCGAUCUUUCAAAAAUCGUUAUUUUUUAAAAAUCCUUAAAAUUGAUGUCAAUGAAAUAUCUGAACAGAACUUAGUAGUGUCACUUCAAUUGCUGCAAACCCUGUCACUUUGAACACUGACUUGAGGGAAGUAUUUGAGAAUAGGAUAUUAGAGCCCAAACCUCUCAGCAGUUGUAUUUGUAAAUUAAAAAUAUUAAGUUUAAAAAAAAACUGCCUUUGUUAGGAGGAAAAAUGUGUAGUUAAUUCUCAUUUACCUUGAUAAUGCAUUUAAUGUAGAACUGUUUUCUGUCCCUGAUGUUAAAAGGUUUGUGACAACUACCCAGAGACAAAAUCUUAGUUUUGGUUAUGUUGAAGUUAUCUAAGUGCUUUUCAGAAAAGAAAAAACAAAACAAAAACAGCCUUAAGUGCCUAUAUUUUACUUCCUGAAAUAUUUUUGAAAUAUUUUCCUUUUAAAUAUAGAAAUACCCCCAUAUUUAAUCUUAUAAAUUUUACAUUUUAGAUGAAUUUUUAGAUACUUUAAACUUCAUUUUUGUAAGAGGUGGUCAAUCCACAGUAUAAAGCAUGUGUAGUAUGCGACUAAUAAAUUGUAUGCUCUGCUCAAGUUGUUGGAAAAUAGAAUUUCCAAAUUACACAUCUGUGGCUGAUUAAAACUCAUUUGGUUCAGCACAGGUGGCACUAGAGCAUGCCUAGACUCCGGUUGGUCCUCUUAAAUAUCUGUGUAUUAAAUCACAUUGGCACAAAGUCAGAGUGGGUGGGUGACUUAGAAUCACCAAUAGCUAGUCCUGGAAAAAAUACCUUAAUGCACAAGUUCUUUUAAUUUUGAAUCAGUUUAAUCUUUGUGUAUAAAAGGCAGCACAUAUUUUACAUUUUUGAAAAACCUCUGCUAGAAAUAUAAAGCACUAAAAUGUGUUGGCUAUUUUUUUUAAGUUUUAUUGAUGCUUUUUUGUAUUAAAGUCAUUUCUGGAAAUUUCUUUUUCCCCCUACCCCAGACUUGAACCCUGCCUUAUCAUCAAGAACAAAACCAAUUCAGUGACCUUGCCUGAUAUAUACAACAUUCUGCCCUGGAAGUACCCUAUCCCUCUGCUGAGGGAAAGGAUAUAUAUUUUAUGAUCUGUUCUCUAGUACUCUUACUGGUUUUUCAGCUACUCAAAGUUCAGCUCCCUUAUAGUGAUCUUUUCAUUUACAUUGUAUAUUUGUCAUAUCAUUUUCAUUCUGCUUAUUUCCUACUACAUCAGUUCAUAUGGUCUUCCAGUGUUUCUCUGAGUUCACUUCUAUAAUUCCUUACUGGAUAAGAAUAUUCCAUUACAUUUAUAUACCACACUGUUUCUAGUUACCUGCUACCAUAAAAACUGCUGUUGUGAAUAUAUUGGUACACAGUGGACCAUUGUUUUUCUUUGACCUCCAUGGGGGGAGUGUUAUAGCUUUUAAUCAAAUUCUAAAGAAUAUCAAUAGGACAUAGUCAAUAGAUCUCUCCAACUACUAAAAAAGCACCUGUUAAAUGUGGGGAAAAAUGAGAUGUUAAUCUUAAAGUUGGAGAAACUAAUCCUAUGAUAUUUUCUAUUUGAGGAGUGUUAUAUUAUACCAAAUAGUAAUAUAUUCAAUGUUUUAGAUAAUGGAUUUUCUGUUAUGAUAGCUGCUGUUCACUGUGUGGAUAUAUACCUCAUUUUUUUCCCCUCACAAUAGACAUGUUCCUUAAUAUUGUGUGUAAAUUUCUGUAAAUAAAAUAAUUUAAAAUGUGCUAGGAGAGCUCAAUUUUUAAACAAAUUGUAUAAAUAAAUUAUUGGAGAAUUUGUUAAUUGGUAAACUGAUUUAGUCUUUCCUAAAAUCUUUAGGUGGACUCAGUUAAGGGUUGCAGUAAUUUUAGUCUUAUUUACAGAAGUGUAUGUUCCAGGAAAUAAUAUUCUCUUGCCAUUAACUUAUUACUGCAUUUUAAAUUGGUAUCACUGAUUUAAAGUGGGAAAGGUUGUUAGAUACCAUCUACUCCACCAGUUUUGUAGAUGAGGAAGUUCAAAGCCUAGGGGUAACACUGAUAGUGAUAGCGAUAGAGAUGGGAUUUGAACAGACCUCUCCAUACCCAGUAUUCUUUGUGCCAUGUUUUUAUAUUUUAUAUUUAAGUUUAGCUUUAUUUUUUUUUUUACCCUUUUAGGCCAAAUAAAUUUGCAUGUUUUCAGAGGCUAAUAUGUUGCACAAAACAACUGUUUUUUCACCCUCUAAAGAAUUUUUUUCUUUAAAUGAAAGCUACCUAAGUCAUCUUACUAUUUUGGAUCUAAAUUUUUGAGUAGUUUCUAUACUACUUUUUCAAUUGAUUAUAAAUUGGUGAACUUAGUUCUUGUUCAACAGUACAACUGUCCAUUGCAGUGGCAUGUAAAAGACACUUGAGUCAUCCCUGUACAAACUUAAGAAGAAAGGAUUGUUUCAGUCUAGCCUGAAUAGUUUGCAUAACGUUGCUGAUAAUUUUUGCCUACAGGUGAAAAUUUGGAUUGGGGGAAGAGGGUUAUUUAUUAUUCCAGCUGAAUUCAUCUUUCUUUUCUUCAGAUACAACAUUCCAUCUCCCAUUUCCAUGCCUUUGCAAAGGCUUCCCCCUCAUGCCCUCCUCUCUUCUGCUUUUUAGAAUCCCUAGUUUUCUUCAAAGCUCAACUCCAAGGUCACAUCCUAGAGGAAGUCUUUCCUUUAUUCCUCCCAGUUUUUAGUGUCUUCCUCUAAAGUAUUUUGUAUUUAUUUUGUAUACGUACAUUGAUAUAUGUUGGUUUUCCUCCACGCACCCCCGCUUCCCCCCCCCCAACAACAACAAAGCAGAAUGUAAACUUUUUUAAGAUGUGGACUGCCUCUGUUAUCUCUGUAUUCUUGGUGCCUGGCAAAUAGUAAGUCUUUAAUAAAUACUUGCUUAUUGAUUAAUUGAACAAGAAUGGUGGGAGGACUCUAGAGCACAAAGGUUUUACGACUUAAAUUCUCUAUAUGUUUCAUUUUAUUAAUACCUAAAUGAAUCCUGCUAAAUUAUUUAAAUGUAAUCAUUUUAUCAAGCAUAAAAUAAAAAUUCUCACUCAAAUUUAAACACAAUAUUAGGCCUAUUUUAAAAAAAUGUAUUAAAGAAUUGAAAAUUAA